Messenger RNA from Lemur catta (Ring-tailed lemur), 3764 nucleotides. RefSeq names its product golgi integral membrane protein 4 (gene GOLIM4). The transcript is spliced from 16 exons. The record is from RefSeq and is a predicted model, not a curated record. Gene Ontology annotation, cellular component: Golgi membrane; Golgi apparatus. Lineage: Eukaryota; Metazoa; Chordata; Mammalia; Primates; Lemuridae. Bases 83 to 2170 code for a protein of 695 amino acids.
CGGCCGCUGCUGAGGCUCUCGCUCGGGCCGUGGGGAGGAGAAGACGGCGGGGGCGGCCGCGGCGCGGGGUCCAGGCGGGACUAUGGGAAACGGGAUGUGCUCCCGAAAGCAGAAGCGGAUCUUCCAAACGCUGCUGCUGCUGACCGUGGUGUUCGGCUUUCUCUACGGCGCGAUGCUCUACUACGAGCUGCAGACGCAGCUGCGGAAAGCCGAGGCGGUGGCGCUCAAGUACCAGCAGCACCAGGAGUCCCUCUCCGCCCAGUUACAAGUUGUAUAUGAACACAGAUCAAGAUUAGAGAAAUCCUUGCAAAAGGAAAGACUUGAACAUAAGAAAGCAAAGGAAGAUUUUCUUGUUUAUAAGUUAGAAGCACAAGAAACACUAAAUAAAGGAAGGCAAGAUUCCAAUAGCAGAUACAGCGCAUUGAAUGUCCAACAUCAGAUGUUGAAAAGUCAACACGAGGAGCUAAAGAAACAGCACAGUGACUUGGAAGAGGAACAUCGCAGACAAGGGGAAGACUUCAGCAGAACAUUUAAUGACCAUAAGCAGAAAUAUUUGCAGCUUCAGCAAGAAAAAGAACAAGAACUUUCUAAGCUAAAAGAAACUGUGUACAAUUUGAGAGAAGAAAACAGACAACUAAGGAAAGCACACCAAGAUAUACAUACACAGCUUCAAGAUGUCAAGCAACAGCAUAAGAAUUUACUCUCCGAGCAUGAACAACUUGUAGUGACUUUGGAAGACCACAAGAGUGCACUAGCUGCUGCACAGACUCAAGUUGCAGAAUAUAAACAACUGAAAGAUACUCUGAAUAGGAUUCCAAGCUUUCGAAAACCUGAUCGAGCAGAACAGCAAAAUGUUACCCAGGUGGCACAUUCUCCACCAGGUUACAACACGGCAAGGGAGAAACCAACCAGAGAGCCACAGGAGGUGUCUCGAAAUAAUGAUGUGUGGCAGAAGCGUGAAGCGAUUCCUGGAAGAACAGAAGAAACGCAACCUUAUCCUCCCACCUAUAAGGAGGUAGCAUUCCAGGCUCCAGCAGAUCUGAACCACCAAGAAGCAGAACCCAGAGAGCCUGAGGAGCAUCAGGUGGAAGAGGAGCACAGGAAGGCCCUGGAAGAGGAGGAAAUGGAGCAGGUUGGGCAAGCUGAACAUCUUGAGGAGGAACAUGAUCCAUCCCCAGAGGAACAGGAUCGGGAGUGGAAGGAACAUCGCGAACAAAAAGAAGCAGCCAACCUUCUGGAAGGGCAUGCUCACGCGGAGGUGUACCCUUCCUCCAAGCCGGUUGCCAAAUUCCGGUCGCCCUAUGAGGAGCAGUUGGCACAGCAGAGACUGGCAGUGCUGCGGGCCGAGGAGGCCCAGCGACUGCGGCAACACCAGGAGGCUUUGCACCAGCAGAGGCUGCAGGGACACUUGUUCCGGCAGCAGCAGCAGCAGUUGGCGAGAGAGGCGGCCCUGCAGAGGCAGGCUGUGCACGAGGAGGGACAGCAGCCACGCCAGGAGCAGCUUCGGCAGCAAGGUCAUUAUGAUACUAUGGAUAAUGAUAUCGUUCAGGGAGCAGAGGACCAGGGAAUCCAAGAAGAGGAAGGAGGUGCCUAUGAAAGAGACAACCAGCACCAAGAUGAAGCAGAAGGAGACCCAGGUAACAGACACGAGCCUCAUGAACCAGGGCCCCAAGAAGCCGACCCGGAAUCUGAGGCAGAUAGGGCAGUUGUAGAGGAUAUAAACCCAGCAGAUGACCCUAAUAAUCAAGGUGAAGAUGAAUUUGAGGAAGCUGAGCAAGCGAGAGAAGAAAAUUUGCCAGAUGAAAAUGAAGAGCAAAAACAAAGCAAUCAGAAGCAAGAGAAUGCAGAAAUGGAGGAACAUUUGGUGAUGGCAGGAAAUCCAGACCAGCAGGAGGAUAAUGUUGAUGAACAAUACCAGGAAGAGGGCGAAGAGGAGGUAGUUCAGGAAGAUUUGACUGAAGAGAAAAAAAGGGAACUGGAGCAUAAUGCUGAAGAGACCUAUGGUGAAAAUGAUGAAAAUGCUGAUGAUAAAAACAAUGAUAGAGAAGAGCAAGAAGUUCGAGAUGACAACCACCCCAAAGCACGAGAAGAACACUAUGAGGAGGAGGAAGAGGAGGAAGAAGACGGGGCUGCUGUUGCUGAGAAAUCACAUCGAAGAGCUGAAAUGUAGCUCUGCCCAAUUUCCAGACAGUGCUCAGCCAACGGAUUCUUUUCAAGCUGCUCGGAAAUAAAUUUGCCUACUGAACUCUAGGAUAUUUAAUUACAAAAAAUUAAGAAUUUAGACUUUUUAAAAAUUUUUAUAUUAGAAAUGCUCACACAUUUAUAUGAAUAUAUUUUGAUAACUUAGGUUAGAGCUUCUUUUAUAUUCAGGCUAAACAUGAACAAGAAGAAAAACGAUAAAGUAAACCUUAGGCUCUGAGUCUUUUUUUUAAUAGAUUAUGUGAUGUUGGAAAGAGCAUUGAUUUUGUAUAUGUUUCACUUUGUUACCUUUCUGUCUUCUAAUAGUUUCCAGGUAUUCUAUUGUUUGCCUUUGAUAAAAUAUGGGAUUUAAAAACAGGGAGUACUGCAAAAUGCUGUGCAAACUUUAAGGAAAAUGGCCAGUUUACUAAUUGCUGUCUUUCUGAAGUUCUUAUGUAUAGUUUUGAUAGAAUUUUCACCAGUCUCUGUAUUCCUGGAAUGAGAUCCAUGUACAGAGUGACAUACAAUUGGAAAGCCAUUUUGUUGCAGAGUAAAGACACUGUUUGUCAGACUUUUGGGAUCAGUUAGAAAAAGUGUUUGGCAUUACUUAAAAUCACAGCUGUUCUGCUUGUGAGGAAUUGAAUUUAAAAAUGAGAUCGUACUAAAACUCAUGGCAGUAUCUUGGACUUAAUCAGACUCUUUCAGUGUUCAAACCAUGUAUGGACACAUGAUCAUAUUAACUGUUUUGAAGAACUGGUGACUUGUUCAAAAACUAAUUUAAUGUAUAUGUGUGGUGUUUUCUACAUGACCACCCAUUCUCAACAUUUUUUUUCUGAAGUCACCUGGGGAUAUCCUGUUUCAGUAUCGAGUUCCCUCCAGUACUGUGUAUUUCCGCUUUAAACUCUGUGCCUCAAUAUAUGAUCACUUUGACGACGAGUAUGAAUAUGAAGGCAUACCAAACUCUACAAUAGAAUUAUUUUUCAAAACUAUAUGGUGAUAUGAUAGACCCUCAUGAUUUUUCUAUUUGCUGGGAUUCGGUCUGCUUUUUGCUUACGUGUAAGCCAUUUUAAUGAUUAUGAAUUAUAAUGAAUUUCUUAAGAAAAUUAAAUAUCAAAAAUUUCUCUUAGAAUAGAGACAUAUUUUAGUUGCAAGCAUAGAGGUUUUUAAAUAUAUAGGAUUAGGUUAUAUAAUUCAUGUGUGUGGUUUUGUAAUAAAACUCUCAAAUUAAUAAAAACAAAUUUCAUUUUCUACCAUUAUAUGAAUGUAAUUUUAUUUUUUAAUAACCACACUCACACGUAUGGUUUUGAUUAUCCCAGUUGAGUGACUAUGUGUGUAUGCAUAGGAAUGUUUUGUUCAAAUGUAUUUUGAAUUUCCAAUAAUCAUAAGUCAAAUCUUACCCUUAUGUAUAAAAACCCUUUAUGUAAUGUAAAAUGUAUAAUAUUGUACAUAAUAUUCAGAAUACAAUUAUUUUGGUAAACUAGUUUGUAUUUUUAAUGUCCUAGUUGCGGUAUUUAAUUAUUUGAACCAUAUUGAAACUUGGUAAUAGUAAAUAAAGCUAUAAAAAAGCAAGUGGUAAAUCUUUUAAA